AUGUUUAACUAUCGAUCUCAACUUUUCUAUGCUGAUCUUCAUGAUCCAUUAGUUUAUAUUCAAUUACUUAUUGAACAUGGAGUUGAAUGUUUAGUUAAUAUAAAAACUUUAAAUGAAACACAUAAACCAAGUUCUACAGAUAAUUAUUUUAGUUCAUUAUCAAAUGAAAAUGAACAUAAAAUAGAAAUGUGUGAAAUGCAUUCACGUGUUGCACAAGAUAUGGCAAUGUUUUAUUAUCCACUUCAUGUUGCUGUUAAACAAGAUUCAAUUGUUUACUUCAAAUUUUAUUACUUGAAUAGAAACAAAAAUUAG
Rotaria sp. Silwood1 is the source of this 312-nucleotide messenger RNA. NCBI's taxonomy places the organism in Eukaryota, Metazoa, Rotifera, Eurotatoria, Philodinida, Philodinidae. The record is from the annotation of a GenBank genome assembly.